Molecule: messenger RNA, 3569 nt
Organism: Trifolium pratense (red clover)
Lineage: Eukaryota; Viridiplantae; Streptophyta; Magnoliopsida; Fabales; Fabaceae
Product: clathrin interactor EPSIN 3-like
Exons: 14
Coding region: 267-3158 (963 amino acids)
Biological process (GO): endocytosis
Cellular component (GO): clathrin vesicle coat; plasma membrane; endosome
Molecular function (GO): phospholipid binding; clathrin binding
Source: RefSeq, a predicted model, not a curated record
UUAAAUUUUAAUUACUCUUAAUCUUUUGAGACAUACAUAACAACAACUCAGAAGAGAGGUGUUUGCAUUUUGCGAUCUCUCUCUCUCUCUCUCUCUCUCUCUCUCUCUCUCUCUCUCUCUCUCUCUCUUUCUAUCUCUUCUUUCUCUCUCUACAUUUCUCCAUUUCUACCGACGAAACCAAACUUUCUUCCGUUUGGAUCUCAUCAGAUAGCAGUUUGAACCUUUUGGUGCUGGCUCGUAGCUUGUACUGAAUACCAGCUGGUACAAUGAAGAAGGUUAUCGGUCAAACUGUUAGGGACCUUAAAAGAGAAGUAAAUAAGAAAGUGCUGAAAGUUCCUGGCAUUGAACAGAAGGUUCUUGAUGCUACCAGCAAUGAACCAUGGGGUCCUCAUGGAACACUUCUUGCAGACAUUGCUCAGGCGACCAGAAACCCUUAUGAAUACCAGAUGAUCAUGGCAGUAGUUUGGAAACGAAUUAAUGACACUGGCAAGAAUUGGCGGCAUGUCUACAAGGCUUUGACUGUACUGGAGUACUUGGUGGCUCAUGGUUCUGAGAGAGUUAUAGAUGAGAUCAGAGAACAUGCUUAUCAAAUAUCGACUUUGUCCGAUUUUCAAUAUAUUGAUUCCAGUGGAAGAGAUCAAGGAAAUAAUGUCAGGAAAAAAUCUCAGAGUCUCGUUGGCCUUGUGAAUGAUAAAGAAAGAAUCGCUGAGGUUAGGCAGAAGGCUUCCGUUAAUAAGGAAAAGUUUCGCAACAAUACACCAGGUGGAAUGUAUAGACCUGGUUCACACUCAAACAUGGGAAGCUAUGGUGAUCGAUAUGAUGAUGAUCGUUAUGCAAGCAGGGAGGAAGAUAAAAAUGGCUAUGGUUAUGGAAGAGAAAGAGAAAUGGGCUCUAGAGAUGAUGGAGACCGUUAUGGUAGAGAUUAUGAGGACCGUUAUGGCAGGGAAGGUUACAGAGAUGAUGACAGGGGAAGAAGUCGAAGUGUUGACUACCAAGAUGAUGCAAGAAGCAGGAGUUCUGAUAGAGAGCGGGAUUUCGAUGAGGAUGGCCAACACUCGUCUCGAGGUAGCAAUGCUAAAGUUGAAGACCAAUCACUGGAGGCAAGACUUCAGCGGAAGCUUUCUGAGCAAAAUGUUGGUGCUCCUCCAAGUUAUGAAGAGGCUGUCGGUGAAGCUCAAAGCCCCAUGCAGGGUGAAAGGGAUGUAGAAACAUCGGCGGAAUCUGCUCCAAGAGGCUCGUCCCCUCAUGCAAGUGAUAAUCCUAGCUUAACCUCUGUUCCUACUGGAUCUUCUCAUGUGAGCAAUAAUCCAAUUGAAGUAACUGCUGCUGCCAGUACUGCUGCUUCUGGAAUCCAGGAAACUGAGCCAACUGAUGAUUUCUUUGACCCGCGUGGUCCUACAUCAGCUGCCCCAACCACCUCUAAUUAUGGUGAAAUCGACUUGCUCGGUUCACUAUCAGACUCAUUCUCUUCAAAUGCAUUGCCCCUUGUGCCAGCUACAUCAGCAACUGCAACCCCUGAAGUAAACACGGGUUCAACAGCUUCCUUUGCAGCACCAUCAUCUGGGUCCAAUAAUUUCGAUCAGUCUUUUGAAGAUCCAUUUGGUGAUUCACCAUUCAAGGCUGAUACUUCCACUGAAUCUGCUCCACCUCAACACCAUACAUAUCAGAAUGCUGAGCCGUCCCAAUUAGAUGGUUUUAAUGCUGACACACUGUCUAAUUUUGGGUUUGGGGACUCAUUUUCUAUUGUACCAUACUCUGCAUCUGCUGGCAAUGACAGUCAACCAUUCUCUGCUAACUCCCAGUUUUUGUCCCAAGAUUCAUCAUCUCAACAGCUGGAAACUGAUAUUCUAGCUGACAUUCUUCCUCCUGCACCAUUACCCGAAAUAACAGCACAGCAUAACAGUUCAGCUCCUGCUUUUGGCCAACCUUCACCUUCCUUUUCAACUUCACCUGGACCAUUUUCUGAACCAACCGGUCAACUUACUCAGCCAGGUUUCUCAGCUGCAGUCAGUCAACCUGCUCAAACCCUUCCCACUAGUCAAUAUACCCAGCAAGGUUUUUCAGCUCCUAAUUCAUCUUUUUCAGCUACCACUAGUCCAUAUGCACAGCAACCAUUUCCUUCUCAUUCUGGUCAACCUGGCAUGCCUGGAUUUUCAUCAUCUACUGGCCAUUCUAUGCAGCCACCCUUUGCUUCUCAAGGUGGUCAAUCUACUGCACAAUCAAGUGGUCAUACCUACGGUGGAUUGUACUCCCUGGAUGCAUCUCUUACACCAGGAGCUCCAAACAUGUAUCCUCAAUCACAAAAUGGAUAUAAUGGGUCUAUGAACAGUGGGAACUACUUGCCGCAGGGAUCCUCAACAGGUUUUCCUUCACACAUGACUCCCCAAGCUCCAACAGCACAACCGUCACAAAUCACAAACUUUCCCCAUCAUGGAGGACCUACUGCUUCUCCUUCUCCAAUUGAUCAAGCAUCACAGUUGAACAACCAGAGCUUCUUUGGACAACAGGGGAAUGCAGCUCCUUUUAGCUCAUCAUAUACCCCUGAAGUACCUGCUCCCAGUGCUUCACCGUAUGCUGCUUCAACGGCAUCCAAUGCUUUGGUUUCUCAACCAUCCAAGGAUAAGUUUGAGACAAAAUCAACAGUUUGGGCAGAUACACUUAGCAGGGGACUGGUUAAUUUAAACAUAUCUGGACCUAAAACUAAUCCGUUAUCAGAUAUUGGGAUUGACUUUGAAUCCAUUAAUAGGAAGGAAAAGAGAAUGGAGAAACCCACUAACACACCCGCCGUAACAUCAACGGUAAAUAUGGGUAAAGCUAUGGGAUCGGGUUCAGGAAUAGGUCGUGCUGGUGCCGGUGCUCUCAGACCUAAUCCAAACUCGAUGAUGGGUUCUGGAAUGGGCAUGGGCAUGGGUAUGGGCAUGGGUAUGGGCAAUGCUCCCGGUGGUAUGGGUAUGGGAGGUUAUGGUGGAGGAAUGAAUCCAUCCAUGGGUAUGGGUGGAAUGGGUAUGGGUGGUAUGGGGGGAAUGGGUAUGGGUCAAGGAUACCAUAUGCAACCCCCUGCUGGAAUGCCUCCUGGUUCAAACAUGCCAGGUAACUAUAAUAACAACAUGAUGGGUCCGGGUGGUUAUGCUCAACAACCUUAUGGCGGCUACAGAUGAGAUUGAACAUUAUUGAUAGAUGGAAAGGUGAAGUAUUGUUAAUUGUUUUGCUAAAAGCUGAGAGAUGCCAUUUUGAUACCGGUGCCUACGAAUAGUCCACAUCGACAUUUGGAUUUUCAGUAAAGAUAUCAACAUUUGGAUUUUAUAGUAGUCUAUCAUUGAAGUUGAAAUUUUCUGUAAAGUGACCCAGUGUGGUGUAUGUUUAUUCUUCUUUAUAAAUGUGCUAUUACCAUUCUUUUCUUUUUUGGGGUCACCUUUCUGUAGGUGCUUUCAGUAUCAGUGUUGUGUACCAGUGACGGGAGAUUGAAUAACCUUACUUGGGUUAUUUCUUCAUUUGCCCGUUCCUCAUUUUUUUGAACACCAACAGGUGGUUUGAUGAUAUUAAUAUAUUCUUUCUCAUUUUACUUUUAA